Molecule: messenger RNA, 1746 nt
Organism: Athalia rosae (coleseed sawfly)
Lineage: Eukaryota; Metazoa; Arthropoda; Insecta; Hymenoptera; Athaliidae
Gene: Pex14
Product: peroxisomal membrane protein PEX14
Exons: 4
Coding region: 538-1323 (261 amino acids)
Biological process (GO): protein import into peroxisome matrix, docking
Cellular component (GO): peroxisomal membrane; peroxisomal importomer complex
Molecular function (GO): signaling receptor binding
Source: RefSeq, a predicted model, not a curated record
AUCAUCUUUUGAUGUGUUCAUUUUGAUUUUGAAAUUGAACGCAAGCGAUCAAUGCAGAAAUAAUUCGUCACAGGAUGAUAUGCAAUUAUUCUGUAAACAACAAAUUAUUCUGUUCAUUAUCUCUCACGAAAAUAACGCGAAGAAACGAUAAGAAGCUUUUAUAACGAGAGUUCCUCGCUCCAAAUUUGAUCAAUUUCUUUUUCAUUCUAAUCCAGUAUUUUUCACGAUUCAGUGGCAGAGUGUCAGUUUUCUAUCAAGUCGAUUGUUGAUACUUUUUUCUUGGGGAAUGUCAUAUGGUUGAUGGUUGUUGAUAGUUUUUACAAAAACGCCAGAAUCCAACUUCCGAUAGAAAGGUGAUUUUGCGCACUCGCGUAGCCUAUGAGCACCUAUAGGUGAUAGCCUAGAUAGAACAUUGUGGAGGAUUUUGUUGUAUUCAUUACAGAAAAAAAAAGUACAGAAUUCAUUAACAAGGUAGAUUUGUUGCAUAAGUAUGAAGUUACGGAUACCUGUAAUCAUUCGUAAAUAUUAAUCGUCACGAUGGCUAAUCAGGAGAGCAAUAAUAACAAUUCGAUGAGGGAGGACCUAGUCAGGACUGCUGUCAAGUUUUUACAGAACCCGAAAGUACUUUCAGGUCCUUUGAAACAAAAACAAGAGUUUCUUAGGAGAAAAGGCCUUACCGAAAGUGAAGUCUUGCAUGCUUGCGAGUUAGCGGGUGCUACCAAAACUGAGGUGGAGCUCCCAUUUUCCUCUAGACAAAACGAAUUUACAGCGGUUCCUAUUCACCAUGGCCAAAACUAUCCAUAUUAUCAAUUACAACCAUAUCAGCCAACAUUGUUUGGACGAGUAAAAGAAAUUUUGAACACUGCUGUUCUUUUUGGUGCAGCAACUUAUUGUAUAUACUGGUUCUACAAGAAAUUUAUAGAGCCAUACCUUUUCGGCCGUAAGAAGCGCAAAACCUUGGAAGAAUCGGUAACAGAAUUAGACAGAACGAUUAAGGGUUCGUUGAGCGAAGUGAAAGAAACAAUUUCCAAAGUAGAGCAGGACGUCAGUAAGCUAGCAGACAAGCAUGGUAUAGAUCCUAGCGUACCACAGCUUGUGCAGGACUUGAAGCAUGACUUAGCCAGUCUGAAGGGGCUGCUGUUAUCAAGAAAACAAUUUCCAAGCGUACCGGCAUCCAUUCCUACUUGGCAGCUAGCGACAUCGACUGUCAAUCAAGAGAAGACGAGUGAAAGAGAAGAUUUAGAUGACGCGGGGAGUGGCAGCAGCACAAAUAAUUCAGAUAGCUCCUUGGAAAUGAUAAGAGAAGAUCCGCCAAAGAAUUGAUUCAGCAUCAACCAAACUUCCGUUUAUAUUUCAUUGCUAGAAUUAUCAGUGCCAGUGAUGCGUCGUUGUGUGUACAAUUUAUAUGAAACAUAGUCUUUAUAAAUAUACAUCAUAAUCAAUAUUGAAAACUCUUAGAGUGCGAAAUGAUCAAUACAUUUCUUUGUUUUUUUUUUUUAAAUGACGAGUGCAGACUGAUGAGUACAAUAUUCAGUAGGUGAAAGUUUUCGCAUUAAUUGAAAUUGAUCAUUCCUCAGCCUUGUAAGAUUUUUUAAGAUUAAUUUUAUAGAUGAUUGAACAAUUUUUAUUUUGUACAUAAAAUAUGAAGGGGCUUUUUUUACAAAAACUCAUUACCGUCAGUGUGUCAUGAAAUUAAUUACGAUGAAUUACCGAAUUUAGCGAAUAAAAACAGAUAUUACUAUCGAA